Messenger RNA from Penicillium maclennaniae, 249 nucleotides. RefSeq lists its product as uncharacterized. The record is from RefSeq and is a predicted model, not a curated record. The transcript has a single exon. Bases 1 to 249 code for a protein of 82 amino acids. Lineage: Eukaryota; Fungi; Ascomycota; Eurotiomycetes; Eurotiales; Aspergillaceae.
AUGCUGUUCUCACGUCAAUUCACCGGAGCUUUCUCCAAGUCCUUCAAGUCUUCGUCUCUCGCACGAUCUUCGGGACCCCACCGCCUCUCGUCCAACUCCAGCCAACCCCAGCGCCCCUCCUCCGCCCCCCAAAACACCCGCAACCAAUUCAAAGUCAUCCCCAUCCUCAUCCUCAUUGCCAUCUCCUCCGGUUCCUACGCUCUCCUUGUGAAAUCUCGCACCGGACAAUCCACCCGCCCUCAAAACUAA